CUUCGGACCGAUAGCCUUCCAAGUCGCUUUUUGCAGAACAAAGGGCUUGGUCUGCUGUUUCUGCGCCGAUCUUAGUUUUUGUUCCUGAAACGGCCAUAGACCCGUAUCCUCGUAACGUCUGGGAGUAUAAAAACUGCUUAAUGGGACUGCCAACCUUGAGGGCGAACAAGAAAAAAAUUUCCCUCCCUCGCACAUCGCUCCAAGUCGUGCUUGUCGCGCCUGUGAGCUGUGGUAUAUUGUGAAGGUCUUCUGCAGAUGUAUGUCUUUCUGACUUUAUAUAGGUAUCUCGCUGACCUCCUACGAGAUUCAAUAAUGGCGGUAGCCGCAGCAACUUCCGUCACCGUCAAAGACGAAGAAAUUACUCCUCCUCGCAAGAAACCCCACUGUAGGAUGUGUGGUAUGCCUAUGCAGGGCCACCACCGUGAACCCAUUUACGGUACAACCGUAUGUCCUUCUGAAGAUAUAGCAUACGUGUCCUCCGUCGCAGCCUCCGGGUUCCCACCUGUCAAGGAGGAAGACGUCAAGCCUAUUAUUCGACGUACUCCGAAUGCACGAAGGAGAAAGAGUCGCGUCCAGUUCACUCCCGGACCAGAGGUUCCCCAGCCCCGUCUAUUCACCAAGGAAGGCAUAGUCGAGAGCUCGAGAAUGCCAGGGUCCAUUGCACCCGAUAACGAGCUCAUGCAUGCCCCUCCCCGAAUGGCUACUUGGUGCCAGCUCGGUUUUGUCGGAUUCAUGGGCGGCGCGUCUUUUUUCUUACUAUUUUAUUUAGUACUUGUUAUCUCCGAUUGAUGGGCCCUAGGCUUGGGGAGAAAUCCGGGGAAGACUUGUAUGAUAUACCUGUACUACCAUCGUCAAUUUCCAUCUUCGCUCCGCUCAGUAAUGUUAUCUUGUCGUCCAAGUAUCGAUUUGGUGAUCCUUCAAUGAUCUCGACAUCCAGAUACAUUGUGCAC
Molecule: messenger RNA, 950 nt
Organism: Guyanagaster necrorhizus
Lineage: Eukaryota; Fungi; Basidiomycota; Agaricomycetes; Agaricales; Physalacriaceae
Exons: 1
Coding region: 256-789 (177 amino acids)
Source: RefSeq, a predicted model, not a curated record